Messenger RNA from Babesia microti strain RI, 1992 nucleotides. RefSeq names its product molecular chaperone DnaK. Gene Ontology annotation, biological process: cellular response to unfolded protein; protein refolding. Gene Ontology annotation, molecular function: misfolded protein binding; heat shock protein binding; ATP binding. Gene Ontology annotation, cellular component: cytoplasm; mitochondrion. The record is from RefSeq and is a predicted model, not a curated record. Bases 1 to 1992 code for a protein of 663 amino acids. The transcript has 3 exons. NCBI's taxonomy places the organism in Eukaryota, Apicomplexa, Aconoidasida, Piroplasmida, Babesiidae.
AUGAAGUCGUUAUCUUUAAUACGCCCUUUUGGCCGAUACAUAUUCAGGCAAGACAUUCUGUACAUCUUCAGCAAUAAGGAGUACAUAGGAACUCUACAUGAUUUUAGGCGUACUUUCUCUUCAAAAGUCACUGGAGAUAUUGUUGGUAUUGAUCUAGGCACUACUAAUAGUUGUGUCUCUGUAAUGGAGGGCUCAGUUCCAAAAGUUAUUGAGAAUAGUGAAGGUAUGAGGACCACGCCCUCAAUAGUCGCCUUUACUGAAGAUGGUCAAAGGCUGGUGGGUGUGGUUGCUAAGAGACAAGCAAUCACCAAUCCUGAAAACACACUGUUUGCCACUAAGCGUUUAAUAGGCCGCAGGUUUGAUGAUAGUGCAAUUAAGAAGGAGCAAUCUAUAUUGCCAUACAAAAUUGUGAGAGCUCAGAAUGGCGAUGCAUGGAUUGAAACACAUGGCAAACAAUAUUCUCCUUCCCAAAUAGGCGCUAUUGUUUUAUCAAAAAUGAAGGAAACAGCAGAAGCUCACUUGGGUAGACCUGUGAGAAAAGCAGUGAUAACGGUACCCGCUUAUUUUAACGAUUCACAAAGACAGGCGACAAAGGAUGCGGGUAAGAUCGCAGGUCUUGAAGUUUUGAGGAUAAUUAACGAACCAACGGCAGCUGCGCUUGCCUUUGGUUUGGAGAAGAAUGAUGGUAAAACAAUUGCAGUAUAUGAUUUGGGCGGUGGCACCUUCGAUAUCUCUAUCCUGGAGAUAUUGGGCGGUGUGUUUGAAGUAAAAGCAACUAAUGGAAACACUUCAUUGGGGGGCGAAGACUUUGACCAGCGCAUACUACAACAUUUGGUGGAUGAAUUCAAGAAACAGCAGGGAAUAGAUCUCAAGAAGGACAAACUAGCACUUCAGCGUCUAAGAGAGGCAUCUGAAACUGCAAAAAUUGAAUUAUCCAGUAAGACCCAAACUGAUAUCAAUUUACCAUUCAUUACUGCGGAUCAAUCUGGGCCGAAACAUUUACAAAUAAAACUAACCCGAGCGAAGCUCGAGGAGUUAUGUAAUGAUUUAUUUGAGGGAACUGUGGAGCCAUGUCGAAAAUGUAUGAAAGAUGCUGGAGUUACUCCGGAUGAUUUGAAUGAUGUUAUUCUUGUGGGAGGAAUGACCAGGAUGCCUAGGGUUGGUGAGAUUGUAAGGAAGAUUUUUGGCAAAGAACCUUCGAAAAGUGUAAAUCCUGAUGAGGCGGUGGCAAUGGGCGCGGCUAUUCAGGCUGGCGUGCUAAAGGGCGAAAUUAAGGAUCUGUUGUUGUUAGAUGUCUGUCCGCUUUCAUUAGGUAUAGAGACACUGGGUGGAGUUUUUACUAGAUUGAUUAAUAGAAACACUACAAUACCCACGAAGAAGUCACAAAUAUUUUCCACUGCCGCUGAUAAUCAGACGCAAGUGGGAAUCAAGGUUUAUCAGGGCGAGAGGGGUAUGGCUGCUGAUAAUCAACUGUUGGGCCAAUUUGACUUGAUUGGUAUUCCCCCCGCACCAAGGGGUGUCCCGCAAAUAGAAGUGACCUUCGAUGUGGACGCUAAUGGGAUAAUUAAUAUAUCCGCUGUUGACAAGUCUACAGGCAAGAAACAGGAGAUUACCAUCCAAAGCAGUGGAGGGUUAAGUGAUGAGCAAGUGGAGAGAAUGGUGAGGGACGCAGAGGCCUUUAAGGAAUCCGACCAGCAGAGAAAGAUGGCUGUGGAUGCGAAGAAUGAGGCUGAAACGCUAGUUUACAGCGUCAAAAAGCAGCUGAGCGAUUUUAGGGAUAAGAUAUCACAGGAGGAUGUCAAAGGCUUGGAAGAAAAGACUGCAGCUCUGGAAUCAGCUAUGGCCGGUGAUGAUGCAGAGAAGAUCAAGCAGGCCACCAAAGACCUGCAAGAACUGUCCUGGAAAGUAUCAAAAGACAUGUACCAACAGCAGACUAAGGCUGAGUCGAGCGAUAACACUGACGGAAGUGGCUCUGACAACAAAGAUAGUUGA